Molecule: messenger RNA, 1260 nt
Organism: Entrophospora sp. SA101
Lineage: Eukaryota; Fungi; Glomeromycota; Glomeromycetes; Entrophosporales; Entrophosporaceae
Source: the annotation of a GenBank genome assembly
AUGGCAGGCAAACAAUCACCAAUAAUUUAUCCAAUGACAGUACCAACUUUAACACCUUCAAUUAUAUUGACCAUAUUAUUUCUAUCAACGUCAUCACUUCAUCUAUAUCGUAUGAUAAAGUUUCGUAGGCCAAUUUACUCGUACUUAUUUGCAUUUAGUUUUGUAAGAUUAUUACUCUUCAUAGUUCGUACAGCAUGGUCAACGAUAUAUCACUCAAUCACAUUAAACAUAAUCACAAGAGUUUUAUUGGUAGGAGGAUUUUUCAUAAUAAUAGAAGCAUUAUAUACAUUAUUAACGGAUUGGUUAAUAAUCACUUUAAUUGGUGAAACAUCAACUUCAAAUUACAAUCAUAAUAACGAAGAGGGAGAUGCUAUAAUACCAAAAUUUACAAAAUAUACAAUAAAAUUUAUAAAGUUACCUAGUGAUAGUCGUAAUCUAUAUGUUAUUUAUAACAGAUUUUGUCUUAAAAUGUCAUACGGUUUCUCCACAAAUCAUGCAGAAUUUGGUGAACACAUUCAUUUCCGAGAAAAUAAACCUGAUCCAGGCUCCAUAUUUGGUGUACCAUUGAUGCGAGAAAAUAUCAUUUUCCAGGAAUUGCCUGAUGGUCAACUAGCCAACUAUAAUGCAUUGCCUGUAAUGGAUUUAUGGGGAGACCUUGUCACAUUUGAUGGAUUGCUACGCCGUGGCCAUCAUCUUCAAUCUAAUGUGUCGUUAUGUUCACCACCUGACAAAGAUGAUGAUCCAACAUUUGAUCCAAGUGACCUGUUGUGCAUUAACCCAAUUGAGAAACGUAAAGCAUUGGCCGAGUCACAAAAAUAUAAAAGAGACCUGAAUAUCAUGUUGAGGGUUUUUCAAGAGGUUAAAGAUUUUGCUGAAAAAAAUGAAAAGAACAUGGGUCCAAGAAAAUUUAUAAGGACUUUUUUGAAAAUAUUAAAUGGAACAUUCGUGCCACCACCCAUCAUAUUCAAUGAUCGCAACGAUAGCAAUUAUAUAUUAACAGACGUUGAUCAAUAUGAUGAUAACAAAUUGAUAGCUGGAAGUAACGGUGGUUUUAAUCAAGAUAUUAGUAACAGUCUAUUGGUAGAUGGGGGUAAUGCAUUAACUCAAGCUGUUAAUAAUAACAUAUUAACAGAAGCCAACACCAAUACAACGAUAAUGGAUGAGGAUAACCAAAUUGCACAGAAAGUGGAAACGAAAUAUAAAGAACAAAUCAAACCUUUGAGGAUUUAUGAAGAGAUGUUUAAUGAAUUGCUUAAUUAA